Xyrauchen texanus (razorback sucker) is the source of this 2684-nucleotide messenger RNA. Its product is annotated as uracil nucleotide/cysteinyl leukotriene receptor-like. The record is from RefSeq and is a predicted model, not a curated record. The coding region runs from base 362 to 1387 and encodes 341 amino acids. NCBI's taxonomy places the organism in Eukaryota, Metazoa, Chordata, Actinopteri, Cypriniformes, Catostomidae. Gene Ontology annotation, molecular function: G protein-coupled receptor activity. Gene Ontology annotation, cellular component: membrane. Gene Ontology annotation, biological process: phospholipase C-activating G protein-coupled receptor signaling pathway; positive regulation of Rho protein signal transduction. The transcript has 4 exons.
UGAUAUGCCAGCCACAGUUACCACAGCCCAGCAUGAGAGACUAGAGACUGAACUCUAUUAAAUUCUUCCCCUGAACAGAAGCUGCUGGUUAGACUCCUGGUCCGCAACCUGCUGUAAUAAACUCACACCAUCAGCAGAACUCCCUGUCCUCUGCUUUAAAGAUCAACACUCUGUCAGUUGAGCUGCCUUGAUGCUUUCCAAGACGUCAGCAGCCAAAACCACACAAGAACUUCGACUAAUGCUGUUGGACUGACCAGAGUCAUCUAUCAACAUCUGGAUUUCUCCUCGCCAUCACGGCAUUCCUUGUCUCUAUUGGGAAGUACAGUUCAGGACAUCUUUGUUUUCUUUUAAAUCUUUAUUAAUGAAGAUGGAGUCCUCCCUGACAGAACUUCCCUCCAUGCUGUCCAAUCAAUCCAUGGAGAGCUGUCCACCUGUGGAUAAUACAGUGGAGAAUAUGGUUUUUGGAAUUAGCUACAUCAUAGUUUUCCUCCUGGCACUUAUCGGCAAUGGUCUCGCUUUGUGGAUCUUCACCCACCAGAGAGGCAUCUCUUCUCCUGCCAAUGUGUUCCUGCUCCAUCUCGCUGUGGCUGACCUGUCUUACGUCUUCAUCUUACCCCUCAGGGCCACUUAUCAUUUAACCGGUGGACACUGGCCAUUUGGUGAAGUCCCUUGUCGUCUUGCGGGAUUCCUCUUCUAUGUCAACAUGUAUGCUAGUUUGUACUUCCUGGCCUGUGUCGCAGGUGACAGAUACCUUGCUGUUGUGCAUGCUGUACGUUCUCUCAAAGUCAGACACACUCGCUUUGCUCACAUAGCCAGCUUUGCACUAUGGGCUUUGGUGUCAGUGUCUAUGGCGCCCCUAUUGGUCACCCAGCAGACUGCGGAUGUGAAUGGCUUUACUGUAUGUUUGCAGCUGUACAGAGAAAAGGCCUCAAGCCGUGCUCUUGUCUCCCUCAUUAUAGCAUUCACACCCCCUUUCCUUGCCACCCUCUAUUGCUAUCUGCUCAUAGUGCACAGUCUGUGGAAGGGCUCAAGGCUGGAGCCUGCUCUGAAACUCCGAGCUCUUCGCACAAUCGGCCUGGUCAUGCUCGUCUACAUAGUGUGCUUUUUGCCCUAUCACUUAAGUCGUGCAACCUUCAUCUUGGGUUAUGGACAUCCAGGUCUGUCCUGCCAAAUAAAAAGAGGCCUUGCUCUAGCCAACCGCCUUACUUCAUCUCUAACCUGCCUGAAUGGAGCUCUGGAUCCCCUGGUCUACUUAUUUGCUGCUGAGAAGUUCAGGGGGAGUGUUCACAGGCUUCUCUGCAGAGAGAAGUCAAGGGGGUCCGGUGCAACCAGCGGGGAUCUGAAAAGUACUCAUGAGAAGUCUUUGAGUGCAAAGUCUGAGUUCUGAGAAAAUGGUUAAAAUGGUACAUUGAUGGUUUGUUUUUGAAGCGCUAUGAUUACUUGCCAUCAGGUUAAGUAAUUUGGCCCACACUUCCUGAUUGUAAAGACUUCAAAUGUGUGGUUAGUUAAACCUGAAAUAGGUAAUUUUGGCAAAAUUCUCCAAACAGAAUUGCUAAUAUAAUCAAAACAGAUUAUUAAUCUGUUUGAAAACAGAUUUGUGAAAACUCCCCACAUGUUCCAUUGGUUGAAUAAACGGAUAGUCCCCGCCCAAACUCACACCAUUGAUUUAGCCAAUGUUGUCAACAAGAUCCCACAGGAAAUCGAUAUAUUGAUUCAGAAUGUUCAUGUGCCCUGAAAUUGACCCCAUUCUGCUGAAUAACUGAUAAGUGGCACCCCCCAUCAUAAAUUUUCUCAACAAUUCAAUUGUUUUUACCUUUCCCUCUGGAACUACUAAUAGCGCAUUUCUCGAUCAACCUCAGAGAAAAAGGUUAUUGGAAAACAGAAAGUAAUCGCAAUUGUAUUUUAGUUCUGAAAAUACAUUUUUUACUACACUGAUGACUAGGUUUACGGUUGGGGUUUGGGUUAGGUGUAGAGUUAAUAAAAUCUGGUGCUCAUACAUUCAACAACACUUCCAGCUUCGGACACUGGUGGUUCUGAUUUCGGCAAGCACAAACCAAUUUCAGCAGCAGAACUUUCAACCUACUAUUGUCGAUUCACAUUGUGAUCAGAUCACAGGAUGCUCAAACAAAAAGUGAAAUGUUUUAAAAUCUCCACCAAGCUAUGAUGUUUACACUGAGAAAAUUAUCCUAAAAAUUGCUUUUUUAAAGUUGACUGCAUAUUAAACUGGGAUACGAGAAAAACACUGAAGUGACUGGAAUUUCAGUCAUAGACCAUCUCAGUAUAAGUUAUGUAUCAGCCAGUUGCCAUCUUUAUCAAUUGUAGGUGGCUAAAAACCCUAUUAAAACUCAAGAAGACAUCAUACCUGUUUACUGAUGACAUGCUUUGACUCAUACCGAAGUUUUGCUUUAAGCACUUGAGCAGAUAUAAUAACAUCCUUCGUAAAAUCAGUGUGACACUGACUAAUGAGCCACUGAAAACUCAGUGUAAAGGGACUACACACACACACACAAUUAUUUUUUUUUUUUGGUUUUUGUAAAACUGAGGUGAAGAGUGUGAAGAGGUGCAAAAUGGGGAGCUGAAAUGAAUAAUACUUGUUAGACACCUUGACAGCUACACUUGUUAUUUAGGCUUCUAUUUCACACUAUAUAUUCAAUUAAUACAAUCAUUUUUGGGGAAGAUUUUAC